This is a messenger RNA of Hevea brasiliensis (rubber tree), 1214 nucleotides long. Its product is annotated as bidirectional sugar transporter SWEET16-like. The transcript is spliced from 6 exons. Gene Ontology annotation, molecular function: sugar transmembrane transporter activity. Gene Ontology annotation, biological process: carbohydrate transport. Lineage: Eukaryota; Viridiplantae; Streptophyta; Magnoliopsida; Malpighiales; Euphorbiaceae. The coding region runs from base 97 to 897 and encodes 266 amino acids. The record is from RefSeq and is a predicted model, not a curated record. Gene Ontology annotation, cellular component: membrane.
AGGCCUCUGUCGUGAGUGUAAUUACUCCUCUCGUCUCUCUGAUCGUCUUCUUCUUCUUCUUCAGCCACACCCCUCCCUGAACUCCAUUAAUUCUUCAUGGCUAGCAUAAGCUUCAUCAUCGGCAUCAUUGGUAACAUCAUUUCCUUCUUCGUUUUUACUUCUCCCAUUAAGACAUUCUGGGAGGUGGUGAAGAAUAAAUCGACAGAGGAUUACGAAGUGUUUCCUUAUAUAAUAACAUUACUGGGCACAAGUUUAUGGACUUUCUAUGGAUGUCUGAAACCAGGUGGUUUGCUCGUAGUGACUGUGAAUGGAAUUGGUGCCACUUUCCAGUUCAUCUAUGUCACUCUCUUUCUCAUCUACGCUCCAAAGAACAAGAAGGUGAGGGCGGCGAAGCUGGUGGCGCUUUUAAACGUUGGGUUUCUUGGGGUGGUGAUUGCAGUAACUCUUCUAGCCCUGCAUGCAAAACUUCGGCUCACUUUUGUAGGACUUAUAUGUGUUGGAAUGACUACAAUUGUUUAUGGUUCACCUCUAUCAGCCAUGAAAACAGUGAUAAAGACGAAGAGCGUGGAAUUCAUGCCGUUUUUGCUAUCAUUUUCCCUCUUUCUAAACGCAGGAAUUUGGCUAAUUUAUGCAGCAGUCAUCAGAGACUACUAUAUGACAGUGCCCAGCGUACUCGGAGUUUUGUUGGGGAUAAUCCAGUUGAUCCUUUACGCAAUGUACAAGAAGAAGCCAAUGUCAACCAAGUCAACGAAUGAGAUGCAGGAAAAAGUUUCGGACAACGCGAUCAAAGAAGACUUGGAGAUGCAAGUAUGCAAUAACAACGGCGAUGAUUGCCAAUGCAAUCGUAAGGAAAAUGGACAAUACGCUAUUAAAGAUUCUGAGAAACAGUUUCUUUGAAUCAAAAGGUGAUGAUGAUCUUUCUUGAUUUACAAGGAAGGGAAUGGAUAUUAAUGGGUUUUUCUUAUUAAAAAAGAAAAGGCAAGACUCGAACUUCUGAUCCUGUUGAAAAAAAAAAAAAUAUAUAUAUAUAUAUAUAUAUAUAUUUAUUGUUAAAUUGAGCAUGUUAUAUAUAUAUAUAUAUAUUCCCAAAAUGUGGGUUUGUUUUGGUGAGUCCUCAUCAGUCCAAUAGUGUGUUGUAAACCUUUUCUUUUUUCGUGAAUCACGCAAUUGUACUGUAGUACAUCAGCCAGGAUUUUGUUUGGAUCUGUUUUAUU